CUUUUCAACUAUUUUUCGCAUGUGCGUUCAUCCGCCACUUCUCUGCGCUCUCCUCGAGUGCGGGUUCUUCGUCAGUUGCCGGCGACUUGAGGCGGCGGAGAGGAAAGCAGGCCGCCAUGAGAAAGGGCGUAAGGAAACCUAAGCUCAAGCUCGAGCUCGCGCUCCCGGCUCAGGAAACUUCCAUUAAGAAAUUCCUGACGGAGAGCGGAACUUUCAGGCAUGAGGAUUUACUGGUUAAUAAGGACGGACUUCGGAUUGUGUCUCGCGGCGAGGCGGGCGAGAUACACCUUAUUAGACCAUUGGACAAACAGUUGGCAUUAGCUGACAUGGACAUAGUUAAAGUGAUUGGGAAUGGCAGUGCUGGAAUCGUACAAUUGGUUAGACAUAAGUGGACUGGCCAGUUUUUUGCUCUUAAGGUAAUACAAAUGAACAUUCAAGAGAAUGCACGCAAGCGGAUUGCCCAGGAGUUGAAGAUUAACUUGUCAUCACAGAAUCCAUAUAUUGUGGUGUGUUACCAGUCUUUUUAUGACAAUGGUGCCAUAUCAAUAGUCUUGGAAUACAUGGAUGGUGGUUCUCUCUCAGAUUUUCUAAGGAAAGUUGGAUCAAUUCCUGAGCCACAUUUGGCUGCAAUUUGUAGUCAGGUACUUCGAGGAUUAAUAUUUCUCCAUCAUGAAAAGCAUAUUAUUCACAGGGACUUGAAGCCAUCAAACAUACUCAUCAAUCAUAGAGGGGAAGUAAAGAUAUCUGACUUUGGUGUGAGUGCUAUCCUUGCAAGCUCCUCAGGCCAAGGAGAUACGUUUACUGGGACUUACAACUAUAUGUCUCCAGAAAGAAUCAGUGGGAACAAGCAUGGCUAUCUAAGCGACAUUUGGAGCUUGGGUUUAGUUAUGCUUGAGUGUGCAACAGGCCAAUUUCCCUAUCCACCAGUUGACAGUUUCUUUGAGAUUCUUGAUGCUGUAGUCGAUCAGCCAGCUCCUUUUGCCUCCCAAGACCAAUUUUCUCCGGAGUUUUGCUCAUUUAUUUCCUCAUGUGUACAAAAGAAUCCCAAGGAUAGACAAUCUGCACAGUUGUUACUGCAACACCCUUUCUUGAUUAAGUAUGAUGGUUCGAACAUCGAUCUCGCUUUGUAUUUCACGAGUGCCGCGGCUCCUUUAGCCACCUUCGGCGGUCCGAUAUGAUUGCUACAUUUUAAGAAAUUUUAUAUACGUGAUUGAGUUUCUUGCUGUUUAAAGAAUUGUAACUUUUCUCAAUCUGUAUAGUUCCCACUUAACACUGUUUUGUAUGGCAUGGAAAAGCAUUAUCAACAUCAUCAUUUUUAUGCCA
This is a messenger RNA of Phalaenopsis equestris, 1323 nucleotides long. RefSeq names its product mitogen-activated protein kinase kinase 2-like. The coding region runs from base 117 to 1178 and encodes 353 amino acids. Gene Ontology annotation, molecular function: ATP binding; MAP kinase kinase activity. The record is from RefSeq and is a predicted model, not a curated record. The transcript is spliced from 8 exons. Gene Ontology annotation, biological process: protein phosphorylation; MAPK cascade. NCBI's taxonomy places the organism in Eukaryota, Viridiplantae, Streptophyta, Magnoliopsida, Asparagales, Orchidaceae.